Aureobasidium uvarum is the source of this 531-nucleotide messenger RNA. NCBI's taxonomy places the organism in Eukaryota, Fungi, Ascomycota, Dothideomycetes, Dothideales, Saccotheciaceae. The record is from the annotation of a GenBank genome assembly.
AUGGCACAAAGAGCAACCGCUUCCUGCUUCUGCGGCACCGUCCAACUCGAACUGGUGCGUCCCGACCAUCCAUAUAAACCCAUCCACCCCACCCACCUUAUUAUCCACAGACUGACAAUGUUUCGAAACAACAGCNCAGUCGAAGGCGACGACCUGACCCAAGUCUUCGUCUGCCACUGCACCGACUGCCGCAAACUCACCGCCUCGGUCUUCACCACCGCGUUCGUCGUCAAAGACUCUUCCCUCACCCACCUCCGCGGCGAGGACAAGCUAUCCCAAUACGCCACUUCGGCAACCGUGGCGUCGGGAAACACAAUGACGAAUUUCUUUUGCAAGGGCUGUGGCACGUUGAUGUAUAGACGCAGUUCCGGGUUUCCGGGGUUGAGUAUUACCAGGGUGGGCACGGUGGAUGAUUUGGAGUUGCAUGAUACAAAGUUGAAGCCCCGGGUGGAGAUUUGGUGUCAGAGUAGGGUUGCGUGGUAUGGAGGUGUCGAGGGGAUCAAGCAGUCGCAAGAUCAGGCUGCACUGUAA